AUGUCGUCCACGGCCGCUGCCCCGUCUACCACCACCGUAAAAUCAGUACGCAAGAAUGGGAAGAAUUGGCAUACGACAAAAAAAGCAUUUCGCCCUAAUGCGGGCUUGACCUCGUACGCGAAGAGACUAGAAGCACGGAAACAACAAGAAGCUGUCAAAGAGCACGAAAAAGAACUGAGGGAAGAAAAGGAGGCUGAACGACAAGCACAUAUCCAGAGAAUCAAGGACCGAAGGGCCGCAAAGGAAGAAAAGGAGCGCUACGAGAAGAUGGCUGAGAAGAUGCACCGCAAACGGGUUGAGCGACUCAAGAGACGGGAGAAGCGCAACAAGCUGCUCAAUUCAUGA
This is a messenger RNA of Aspergillus calidoustus, 345 nucleotides long. The record is from the annotation of a GenBank genome assembly. NCBI's taxonomy places the organism in Eukaryota, Fungi, Ascomycota, Eurotiomycetes, Eurotiales, Aspergillaceae.